CUUCCCUCGCGCCUGUCCUGUCCUCCCGCCAGCAAAAAAUGCUCCGCUCGUCCUGGGCCCGUCUCCCUGCCCCCGUCCGCGGCCCCCGUCCCCGCACCCUCGUCUCCACCGUCCUCCUCAGCAAGAACUGGGACACCCACUCCCUCUCCGACCUCAAGUCAGAGGCAAAGCAGCGCGGCCUUCCCCAGAGGGGAAACAGAGCGACCCUCAUCACACGCAUCAAGGAGCACGAUCAGCAGUCCCCCCUCCAGCCCGCCCACGUCCCCGCGUCCCGUGAGCCCCCAGUCCCUGCCCUCGUCCGCAACGCGUCCGCCGCCCCCGCGUCCAGCACCCCUCCCCCUGCAUCCAGCGCUCCUCCUCCCCCAUCUACCCCGUCUCCCGUCGCCGCGUUCCCCAGCCAGUCCCUCGACAUCCACCUCCCAGACCUCUCCGCCCCCUACCCGGAGCUACCCGUCCAAAUCCCCUUCGUCCCCGACUUCUGGGACUCCUUCCGCGUCAAAGCAGCCUCUGCCCCUCCUCCUCCCUCCGAGCUCCCAGUCCCAAAAAUUCUCGUCGUCGCUGGCUCCGCCACCCACCCCGCCGGCGGCCCCACCUUCAACCUCUCCUCCGCCGUAGAGUCCCUCGCCACCGUCGAUGCUCCCUCCGCCACCGCACCCUCCGCCUCCGCCACGCCCGCCACGGGCGUGCGCGGCUUCUGGGCCGACGUAGCAGGCGACCUCGGGAUCCCCACGACGCUCGCGCUCCCAGGCGCUGCCCGCGCGCAGCAAAAGGCACUCAUCGAGAGCCUGCCGGACGAGGCGACCUCGCUCAGCGCACAGCGCGAACACCACGCCCGCACGCUCGACGCGGACGAGCGCAAGGGCGUCUGGGUCGUGCUCGGUGUUCUCGCCGGCUCGUGGCUUGCCGGCGGGCUGCUGAGCAGGGAGGCCCAGUUUGCGGAGCACGCUGCGGUCGCGGAGGAGGCGAAGCACGAGUGAGAUGUCGGGCUCGGUAUGUAUCAGGGAACUCUCCAUUCCUAAUCCGCUUGGAUACAUAGCAUACUGCACACACUCUAUUGGUCUCUGUCAUUCCGCUAUAGAGCGUCUUGGUGUGUCUGCCUGCAAUUUACCAUACGUACCGCAC
Heterobasidion irregulare TC 32-1 is the source of this 1122-nucleotide messenger RNA. RefSeq lists its product as uncharacterized. The transcript has 3 exons. Bases 39 to 977 code for a protein of 312 amino acids. NCBI's taxonomy places the organism in Eukaryota, Fungi, Basidiomycota, Agaricomycetes, Russulales, Bondarzewiaceae. The record is from RefSeq and is a predicted model, not a curated record.